CGUCAUUUAUCACUCUGCUCUGAUUGGUCAACAUCAGUACUUCCUCCACGCCGGAAGUGAGCUAAACAAGACAAGAUGGGGACUCGUCUGAAGGUUCUAAGCGUCUUUAAAUCGCUGCACAGAACAAGGAUGGACGUGUUCAAAGAUGACAACAGAGCACUGACAGCUGCACGAUUGAAGAUAAAUGACGAGUUCCAAAAAAACAAAAGUGAAACGUCAGAAGAAAACAUUCAGAAGAUGAUCAAAAUGGGCUUGAAUGUGGAAGCUGUUCUUCGAGAAGCUGUGGUACAAAUGGAACAUAUUGGAGAAGACACACUCUUGCUUCGACCCAGGGAGAGCCUUCUGCUAGAAAAUGUACCCUAUUGUGACCAGCCCAGGAAAAAGUCAUGACAGACCCUCACAAAAGAGACUCACUGCCAUCCAUAACCAUCCAUCUGCAAUUGAAAGGAUUCAACUAAAACAUUUUUACAUUAAAAAAGCUGUUUUUUGACUCACUUAAUAUGUCAGCUGUUCUGUUUUAAGAAAUUUGUGCUGUAAACUGGAUGACAGUUUCAUAUGCAGUGUCUUGUCGAAUGUAAUUUAAAUGUUUCCUUUUGAUUUGGAAGUAUUCUCCUUCAUUUUAUCUUAUUUAAGCUUAUGGUUCUCCUGGUUCUAGGGGGAAAAUGCUGCUUCGCCGCUACUGAAAAACAAUAAUUCACUGUAAUUAAUAAAGUAUUUCCAGUCUGAA
Molecule: messenger RNA, 727 nt
Organism: Scophthalmus maximus (turbot)
Lineage: Eukaryota; Metazoa; Chordata; Actinopteri; Pleuronectiformes; Scophthalmidae
Gene: lyrm7
Product: LYR motif containing 7
Exons: 5
Coding region: 76-390 (104 amino acids)
Biological process (GO): mitochondrial respiratory chain complex III assembly
Source: RefSeq, a predicted model, not a curated record